Salvia splendens (bonfire salvia) is the source of this 888-nucleotide messenger RNA. RefSeq names its product heat shock 70 kDa protein 15-like. The record is from RefSeq and is a predicted model, not a curated record. The coding region runs from base 1 to 888 and encodes 295 amino acids. NCBI's taxonomy places the organism in Eukaryota, Viridiplantae, Streptophyta, Magnoliopsida, Lamiales, Lamiaceae. Gene Ontology annotation, biological process: protein folding. The transcript has a single exon. Gene Ontology annotation, cellular component: cytosol; nucleus. Gene Ontology annotation, molecular function: ATP-dependent protein folding chaperone; ATP binding.
AUGAUACCCACGUGCUUCGACGGGUCUGAUGCAGUCAAUUGGAUAUCGCGCGUGCCGGUGGUGGUUGGCGGCGAUCCCCCAAAUCGGGUUGUUUCAGACGAUGAGAGAUCGGAUCCUGGUGGAUACAGGAGGAUUGUAUUUUUUGGUGAUAAAAUUGGUGGGUGUGAUAAGAAGGAGUUUGAGAUGGCAUUGCAGGAUCGUGUUAUGGAAGAAACUAAAGAUAAAAAGAAUGCUGUAGAAGCUUACGUUUAUGACAUGCGGAACAAGCUUCAUGACAAAUAUCACGAGUUCGUGACAAAAUCAGAUAGAGAGCAGCUUAUUUCUAGACUCCAGGAGGUGGAAGAUUGGUUGUAUGAGGAUGGCGAGGACGAAACAAAAGGAGUUUAUAUUGCUAAGCUGGAUGAGCUCAAGAAGCAAGUUGAUCCCAUCGAGGAGCGCUUCAAGGAGCAUUCCGAGAGAGGAACUGUGAUCAACCAGCUUAUUUAUUGCAUCAACAGUUAUAGGGAAGCAACAAGGUCGAACGAUUCCAAGUGUGAUCACAUUGACUUGGCCGAGAAACAAAAGGUUUUGAGUGAUUGUGUUGAAGCUGAAGCUUGGCUUAGAGAGAAGCAGCAGCACCAGGAUACACUCCCAAAGUACAUGACUCUCGUUCUCUUGUCUGCUGAAGUUAAGAAGAAGGCUGAGUCUCUUGACAGGUCGUGUAGGCCGAUCAAGAUGAAGCCAAAGCCAGCGGCGAAACCAUCCACUCCCGAGCCAGUGCCGACAGAGAGGGGAAUGGAAGUGGAAUGCAUCACCCUAGUGAGGAAGAGCAAGUUAGGAAAGGGUUGGGGAAGUGGCCGGAUGAUGGUGUUGGAAUUCAAGGAGCAGGUGCUCCUGUGGGCGGUUUAA